Messenger RNA from Telopea speciosissima, 1067 nucleotides. RefSeq lists its product as uncharacterized. The transcript is spliced from 5 exons. Bases 23 to 937 code for a protein of 304 amino acids. The record is from RefSeq and is a predicted model, not a curated record. NCBI's taxonomy places the organism in Eukaryota, Viridiplantae, Streptophyta, Magnoliopsida, Proteales, Proteaceae. Gene Ontology annotation, biological process: ribosomal small subunit biogenesis.
UAGCCUACUGGGGCACGAAGCAAUGAACAGCAUGGCUGUAUUGCGGCGGUGUUGCCGCAUCUCCCUCCUCUGUUCAUCGACUAGUAUUAGGCCCCAGCAAUGGACGAGGACGACGCCUGAGUCCUCACGCCCUUCUUCGUUUCUUCGUUUUCUGUUUUGGUUUCCGAUAAAACCAACCUCUCCUUUUUCUUCCUCUGCCACUCUUCGGUUUCUAAACACUAGCAGCUCUUACAAUGAGAAAAAUUGUGAUGGUGGGGAUGACGAUGAUGAUGAAGACCCAGAUGAAGAUGAGAUGUUGGAAGAUGGAGAAACUACUGAUGGAUGGGAAGAGGAGGAGGAUGUUGAGCCUGAGUUUGGUGAUGGAGGGGAUGGGGGUGGAGUUGUAUUGGGAGAUGUUCCAUGGGGCGAGAAGGUUUUAUCUGUCGCUCGUGAGGUCCUGCUAAAUUUCAGUGAUAUGAAUCUUUAUGCAUUCAAGGUUUCUCCUCGGGGAUACAUUUAUGUAAGAAUGGAUAAGCUCUCAGACAAAUAUGGGUGUCCAAGUAUGGAAGAACUGGAAAGUUACAGUUGUCUUUACAAAAAAAAAGUGGAAGAGAUGGGACAAUCUGGAGAUAUACCUGAUGAUUUGGGCCUUGAGGUAUCUUCCCCAGGAGCAGAACGGCUGCUUAAAGUUCCAGAUGACUUGGAUCGGUUCAAAGACAUGCCUGUGAGAGUAUGCUAUGUAGAAGGUAUAGCUCCCAAAUGCCAACAGAAGGAUGGAUUGUUCUUGCUGGAGUCUAUUGAAACUGACGCGGAGCAUUGCGUAUGGAAAUUGGCAGAUGUAAAAGAGAAUAGAGGAUUCCUAGGUAAAGGAAGACCAUUAAGCCGCAAGCAGAAGGAUUGGAGAUUAAGGCUACCAUUUGCUAUGAUGAGAAGGGUAACAUUGUAUAUAGAAUACUAGCUAGUGUCUGCUUUUUUGCUGUCUUGCAUGUGAGAGGAUGAAACAAGCUUUAGAAUGCAGUAAUGAAAUAAUUUUGGACAGGAUGUUAGUGUACUGGAUACUCUAUAUGGAACUUGAGCUUUGGGAACUA